AUGAAUUAUCUUUUUCACGCAUUUAAAUGGGCAUAUCAAUUACAAAGUACAUCGCUUUUAUUAACAUCAAAAUUAAAUAAACAAAUUAAUUUGGACUUUCCAAUAUCUCAAAUUUAUGGUUUUGAGGUUCCUUUGGAUUCUCAUUUUUUUGGUGUUAAAUUAAGGCAAGGAAACAAUUCAGUGAAGUUUCCUUCAAAAAUAGAAUCUGUGGAAACUAUUGGAAUUUAUUAUUUACUUGAUGGAAACAAUAAAAAUAAAAAUCAAAUGGAAAUAUUAAAUAAUUUGGAAUUAAAAUUGUUUAAUAAUAUAAAUAAUGGAGAUUUGAAGAAUUUAACUUUCAAAGUUUUAAUUUAUACUGAUCAAUUAGCUAAUUAUGAAAUGAUGAGGGGUGCUAAGAAGAUUACAAGUUUGUUGGGCAUUGGGGUGGUUGCAAUGAUUUUAUUUUUGGUUGUAGCUUUUUGGCAUUUUAAUUGGAAAUCUCAGGCAAUUUUUUAUAAAACAAUUAACCAAGAAAUAAUGCAUAGAUCAGGGAACAAGCUUCCCGUUUCCUGA
Meloidogyne enterolobii is the source of this 552-nucleotide messenger RNA. NCBI's taxonomy places the organism in Eukaryota, Metazoa, Nematoda, Chromadorea, Rhabditida, Meloidogynidae. The record is from the annotation of a GenBank genome assembly.